This is a messenger RNA of Amphiprion ocellaris (clown anemonefish), 6653 nucleotides long. RefSeq names its product cyclin dependent kinase 18 (gene cdk18). Gene Ontology annotation, biological process: protein phosphorylation. The coding region runs from base 390 to 1802 and encodes 470 amino acids. The record is from RefSeq and is a predicted model, not a curated record. Gene Ontology annotation, cellular component: nucleus; cytoplasm. NCBI's taxonomy places the organism in Eukaryota, Metazoa, Chordata, Actinopteri, Pomacentridae. Gene Ontology annotation, molecular function: ATP binding; protein kinase activity. The transcript is spliced from 16 exons.
UUUCUCCUCUCCGGAGCUGUCUCCACCGGCUCUCUGUCUCUUUAUUUAGUCUUUCCUGUUAUCUGGAAGCAGGGAAGGCGCCGUUCAGUGCAGGACAGAGGGAGGGUGGAAGGGUGAGUGUCAGACGGACUCGUGGACCGGUCACCCAUUCCACCCCCCGUCUCCCUGCUGCCUCUGAUAGAGCUGCACUGCAUCUUGUGGAUUUAUCUCUGCUGCUGCGUUGAGUGGUACCUGCGAGGACGAAGGGAAGCCUGAGCGGAGAGACAGCUCACCCUGACUCCCCCACCUGGCCUCCCACCCUCCAUCCAUCCAUCCAUCCAUCCAUCCAUCCAUCUGGACUGUGUGUGUGGAUGACCUCUGCUCCUCUGUAAAGUCGGUUCCUCAGCACCAUGAACAAGAUGAAAAACUUUAAGAGGCGUUUCUCGCUGUCGGUUCCUCGCACCGAGACCAUCGAGGAGAACGAGUUCACCGAGCAGAUCAACCAGCUCAACAUCCGGCACACUCAGGGCCUGACUCCAGACCGGCUGGGUCCUCCAUCCCAUGAUGCCAGCCCAGUGAGCCCUGAACCAACCACACCGGGAGCUCAGUCUCCAUCCCACCUCCACUUCCACAGCUCGGCCCAGCACAGACGUUUCUCCAUCGAGGAUGUCAGUAAGUGCAUGUCUCUGCCCAUGGACAUCCGUCUGCCUCCAGAAUUUCUGAAGAAGCUGCAGCUGGAGAGUGAAAACUCACCGCUUUGCAAACCUCACAGUCGCAUGUCUCGGCGUGCUUCUUUGUCUGACAUAGGUUUUGGGAAGCUGGAGACGUACGUGAAACUUGGCAAACUAGGUGAGGGGACUUACGCCACAGUGUUCAAAGGGCGAAGCAAACUAACAGAGAACCUGGUCGCACUGAAGGAAAUUCGGCUGGAGCAUGAGGAGGGAGCACCUUGUACCGCUAUCAGAGAGGUGUCUCUGCUGAAGAACCUGAAACACGCCAACAUUGUCACGCUGCACGACAUCAUCCACACUGAUCGCUGCCUCACUCUGGUGUUUGAGUAUCUCGACAGUGACCUCAAACAGUACCUGGACAACUGCGGGAAUCUCAUGAGCAUGCACAAUGUCAAGAUCUUCAUGUUCCAGCUGCUGCGUGGUCUGUCCUACUGUCACAAGAGGAAGAUCCUCCACAGAGACCUAAAGCCUCAGAACCUGCUCAUCAAUGACAAGGGCGAGCUCAAACUGGCCGACUUCGGUUUGGCAAGGGCCAAGUCCGUCCCCACCAAGACCUAUUCCAACGAGGUGGUAACUCUUUGGUAUCGGCCCCCUGAUGUGCUGCUGGGCUCUACAGAAUACUCCACGCCCAUCGACAUGUGGGGAGUCGGAUGUAUUCUGUAUGAAAUGGCAACAGGUCGUCCCUUGUUUCCUGGUGCCACCGUGAAGGAGGAGCUACAUCUGAUUUUUAGGCUCAUAGGCACUCCAACAGAAGAGACCUGGCCUGGUAUCAGCAGCAACACAGAGUUUAGGUCCUACCUCUUUCCUCAAUACAGACCUCAAGCUCUCCUCAACCAUGUACCCAGGUUGGACACCGAGGGGAUCGACCUACUAUCUGCUCUGCUGCUGUACGACACCAGGAGUAGAAUCUCCUCUGAAGCCGCUUUACGCCACCCCUACUUCCUGAGUAUGGGGGACAACAUCCACAAUUUGGCAGACACUGCUUCAGUAUUUUCCCUCAAAGAGGUGCAUCUCCAGAAGGAUCCAGGCCACCGCAGCUCAGUGUUCCAGCCUUUGGGUCGAGCAAAGAACCGAAGACAGAGCAUCUUCUAGAGGCCCCAAAGAGGAGGAGAAGAGAUGCACAAAAAGAAAGAGGAGCUCCACAGUCAUCGAGGCCACACAACUCAACACAACACACCCACCAUCCGUAUGCACACUCCUACAUUUACACACAAAUCAUGUGCACCCACUCAUUUCCAUGGCAGCUGACCACCAUGGAGACACACAAGGUUUCUGGAGACUAAUUCGUACUGUACUUGAAAUGCCGCAGCUGAAAUACACUCUUCCUCAACACACACAAACACACACACUCUUGCACACAUAUGCACAAUCAGCGAUACUGCACACGCUGCCGUUACUCCCAGUAUAAGGCAGAAGUAAGUACACCCCAGUGUAAUAUUGCAUAAAUGACAGUGAUUCAAAAUUGUAUCACUUCUAAAUAACUGCUUUAUUUUGAAGUUGUCAGGUCCAGUAUUUCCUCUUACACACUUUAAAGCAUUCUUAAUGAAGAAUAUAUUAAAAAUACAGGCCUCAAAGUAAAAACACCUCUGAUUACCGUCAUACAAAUUAGAAAACUCAUGAUCAUUGAUACUAAACUGAGUACACCUUUGAUUUCCAGUCAGCCUAAUUCUAUGAGCAUUAUUUUAAAAUUACCCGUAGACAACAGAAUUUUCUCAGAUUUGGACCCCUGGGUCUACAUCAUGGGUCCACACGUAAAAUAAAUGCCAGAACAAAUAAAAAUUCUGAUUGUAAGACUUCACAAACAUUUGAAAGCCAACUAAAUAUCAGUCAAAACACAGUUGCAGCAGUAAUCAGGAGGUCUUGAAUGAGCCACAGUACCACUCAUCACAGCUGCAGUGACCAUCCUAUGACUAUUAUGAUGUCCUCUAGCCUCCGUCAUAUAGGUCAGAUCCCCAAGGAAUAGUAUUUUCUUUGUAAGUUCAUCCAGAUUGAAAAAAAAAUGUUGAAACCACUAGACUAUUACAGUAAAAACCAACAAAAUGCUUCAGUAUCACAUAAACAACAUCAAAUCUGAGAGCUAAUUUCACCGCUUGUUGUUUUCCUUCAUGGGAGUAAUUAACAAAUGUUUCAAUUUACCAGUUAGCGACAAAAAUCCCAAUAAACACGUUUAAACAGUUUUUUUUUCUUCACAAAGACACUUCACAAGUGUCUGAAGCAAAAUCAAAUUCACCUUCUGUGAUAUUAUCAGUCGCAGGUCAGAAGAGUCCCAACAUGGCAGCUACGUGUGUGCAGCGUCACUAGAUAGUCUUGAACUUGUACGUACAAAAGCAGUCCAGACAUCACAAUAGUAGCAUCCCACUGUUCAUCUGCAGUACCUCUAUUCACAUGUAACACAUGACGCUGAACCUACCACAAUAAUUGUGACUAUAAACCUCUAUAAAAAUGGAUUCCUGUGGGCAGACUUGCCUUGCUGCAGUGCCCAUGUGUUUCAGCUCGGUGUGGGGCUUCUGUUCCAUACAGUGUUAACAGCUGACUUUAACUCCAGUUUUUUGAAGUUGCCUUAGUAAACAGUGCAUGAUAUACAUAUAUUUUCUUUUGCUUGUGAAGAAUCUAUAUUUGAUCUAGUGUAGCCAGCGUGUUUAGGAGGCAUUUGCUUUGUGUCUGUAAAUAACUCACUAUAAGUGUAAGUAUUUCUUAGUCUCCUAUUUGCACAAACCAGAAGUGUCCUCUGAAGCCUGCUCCCUUCCCUUUGUGUCUUUCCUUACGUGGUUCCAAAAUAUCUUAUCACAACUCCAUUUAUUCAUUAUUGUUUGCCAGUUGACUGGGAACAUAUCUCCUACAGGAACUUUCUAGUAGCAAUUUGUUCUCAGUAGGAGUCACCGCUACCCAUUACGUUUUGCACAACUGUAGGGAAUAGCUUACAUGCAGUGAAAAGAAACUCUUCUGUCAAUACAUAAGAAGUGAGAAUCUUCCUUCAUAGUCCCAUGUGACUGUUUGGGUUUGAACUCAGAGGCUAUGCUUCUGCACCAGAUGAUUAAAAAAAUGAUUUGCGGACACAAAAGUGAUGGGAGCUCGUGGCUAAGCGACACUCUCCUCACUCCUCAAUCUGCCCUGAUGCUGUCUUCUCCCUCCUCAUCUAGUGCUGCUGCAAUCCAGAAGAAAAGUAAACUCUUGACAGGGGUUGAGGUCACAUUAAUGAAGGUGUGAGUGAAAUUGUUUAUCGAAUUAAUGGUGCAAUACAAAAGUCACUAAGAGUCUUAGUGGUAAUACUGUAGUGGCUUUUCUUUUGUCGUAGUCUUCUUCCAACUGUGCUGCACUUUAGGAUCAGCCGAUGUACUUGUUUCUCGAUUUUGAUUGAUUAAGAAGAUAGAUGGUGGACUGGACUUAAAAUGUUACCCUUGGUACAUCUGUGAUGAUUCAACUUGCUGUAGCUCUGUGAAGAUGCCUCCUCAGUUCUGUCUGACUGAUGGAGAGAUUCCCAAACAACACUUUGUAUGUUAGUUCACACAUUGAGAGUCUUUAAGAUCACAUGAGGAUCUCCUCAGGCCAAGACAGGACAGUCUUCCUACAGCUAAAGACUGAGGUGAACUUAUCUGCAGCCAUUCCAUUCUCUCUACCAGCUUUUCCACCAGAGGAACUGUGCCUAAAUUUCCGGCAACAGUUUUACACUCCAAACUGUCCCUCUCUGGGUGGUAGUACGUUCUGAAGGACCUUCAACAUUCUUUGAAGCAAUAUUAUAAACCUGUAAGUGUAAGCAUUUAGUUUUCCCUUUAGUUUGUGUUGGAAAUACUGAGUACAGAGCAACACAAGACAUUUGAGAGCAGAGUCCAGGCUUUCUUGUCCAUUUAUGCAGAUGACAGCAUAUAGAGGGAAAUUUGACAGUUUUGUUCUUUAGAUAAACUAGUGUCACUAAUAUAUUUGUGCUGAGGGAAUAUUUAGCCAAAGAGUUUUCUCAGCUGUAGUCAUCAUAGCAUUAAAGUCCAGUGCUGGUGGGGAAAAAAAAAACAUUUCAAGAAGACAAGAGAUCAUCUGAGUGAAAACAGAAGAACUAGGACUCCAUUAAAGGCUGGGUUACACUGAAACAAAACGACUCCCUAUAAACUGUUGUCUAUCAAAAACCCAAAGUGGUUAUAGUUGCCCCAGUGGCCACAAUCAAAUGUGUCAUGACAAACCUAACAUCAUAGAAGAACCAAGAAAGAGGGAUGUUGAUGUCAUUUUUAGGCACUUUUUCUUCUUUAGUACUCUUUGUGCUGUUGUACCCAUAACUAAAACACAGAUCACUUUCUAAAUAAUCAACAGGAAACUUCACUGAUGAGUUCAAAUCUAGCCUGCUCUCUCACUCUUUACACCUGGACAAUUUACUGGAUAAUGUGGAUGUGCUUGUCAGAUUGUUUGUUUUAGAAAACUUUGGAAAAGUGGCGGACGUUGAACCCUCAAAACCGACAUAGUAAAAGUGUGGGGAGAUUCAAUUUGCCGCUUGACUCUCUAUAAAUCUAUAAAUUGCUGGUUUCCUUUAAAACAAGAUCCUGGCACCACAGUUUACAAUAAGAUCCAUCAGUGUCUUAAUACAAUUGAUUACACAUCCACAAUUAGCCUGCAUGCAAGAUGCAAAUCUGAAUAUUUCAACUAAAGCUUCACAGAACUAGUAGGCACAAUCCUUAGUUAAAUUCAUCCACACAAAGAUCAGCUUUUGUCUUCUCAGGUUAGCUUUAUUGACUCUUUGCUGCAUGAAACAUGUUAUGGGCCCAACACCUCUGCCAUAUGGUGUUAGGCUGCAUUAGACCUUUGCAUCGUAUGCGCAAAACAGGAGACAUUCAUUAAUUUAACUGAAUGAGAAUCAACGGAAAGCACCGUGGCCUCAAUUUCAACCUUUCCUAACUUUUGCAAUGUCAUCUAGCGAGCAAAGCUCUUCAUAUCUGCUGCUCCACUGGUCACCACAACUUCUCAGAGUUUCAUAGCAUUAUAAUCAUCUGUUUUUGAAACCUGUCAAACUAGCAGUCAAUGUAAAUGCCCCAAUGAUCCACAAGGAACCUUUGCAACUCUCAAUAAAUGAACAACACAACGAAGAUUUGGAUUGAAGUUGGGACUUCCUGUCAGUCAGUCAGGGCUGUAUAAGUUUGGACGAGUCUGGAAAUGGGUUCAAUGAAUCUAUAACCAGUCUAGCUGCCUUCUGCGUAGCUUGAAUGGAUGACUCGAUCCACAGACUUACUGGUCAUGAGAUCCAAUAAAAGUGAGGCUGUUCGUUGAAGAUGGAGGUAGAGAAGCUGUAAUCAGAAAGCCGGGUGUCAAGUGCCUUUAAGCCAAGCACUGAACCCCUAAACGACACCAUCAGGGGAUUUCUGCUUGUGUACGUGUGAAGAGACAGAUGCCAGUGACAGUAAAUGAAUAGCCGGUGAAAGUUUUUCUACCUCUGCGAGUGGAGAAUAAUGUUGUGACCAUCCAGACUUCUGUUUAGCUGUCAGCGAGUGAGAGCUCAGAGGUGAGGAAAGAAAUUCAGGGCAAACCUGCAGGUACUUCAGAGGGAUGUAUAGCUGUGGAUGUUACACUUCCAACCUUCCCUUCACCCCUCCCUCAGUGGCAGAAGUAUUACUGUGUGUUUAGUUGUGGUACAUGAAGCUAUUUUAAAUACUGUAAUGAAAAAGAAAUAAUAUAUAUGUAUUUUAACAGAUGUUUUCAUCUUUUUCAGUGAGUUUUACGCUGUUAAAAAGACAUAAAACAAACGAUAGAGCACUGUAUUUAAAGUUAAAACAAAGAAAAAGAACUGCAGAUGAUGUCUAAAUGUUUUAUAAAAGAUAAGUUUAGAUUUUGUAUGAGAUGUGAUAUUUUGUGUGAUUUGUCUACACUGUUAUAAGAUGAGAAAUUGAAUGUACUGUGACUGCCAACGAUCAUCAAAUUGAUUGAAUAAUUAAUCAAAUAAUGAAUAAAUAAAGUAUUGAAAUUCUG